Strongylus vulgaris is the source of this 651-nucleotide messenger RNA. NCBI's taxonomy places the organism in Eukaryota, Metazoa, Nematoda, Chromadorea, Rhabditida, Strongylidae. The record is from the annotation of a GenBank genome assembly.
AUGUUCAAGUAUUGUGUUCAAUGUUUGGAUGUUUACAUGAUUCCAUAUCCGCAGCCUCCUUCUCGUGUGCAAGUACCGAAUAGUGUCCCUGGAGGCACAAGGUCAAAAGAAGAAAAAGAUGCUCUUGACGCUUUGGCAUCAUUGUUUACUAUGCUGAAUCUGGAUGUUUUUGGAGAAAUUUUUACGAAAUACAUGGAUUUCUUUGUUGUUCGCAUGGCGAAAAAUCUUCCACUGCAGCUAGCAUGUAAUGCCUUCCUAGUACGAGCAGAUGUAUCCUUCAGAUUUGGUUGUAUAAUUGUCAAAUACCUCAUGGAUAGACUUCCCUCUCUAGCAGUCAGCUUUCAUUCAGUGAUGAACGACGUCUCUCAGCUGUAUGUGAAGUUGUUCAAAAUUAUCUUCUCAGCAAUUGGCUGCCAAAAUUCUGCCAGUCCAGAUGGCGAAAUCAUGUUAAAGCCAUAUCUACCUGAGUUGAUUCGCAAGUCAAUGGAAUAUGCCUUGUGUGCUCGAGAUCCUAUCAACUACUUUAUGCUUCUGCGCGCGCUGUUUAGAUCUAUAGGCGGAGGGCUGCACGAUAUUCUUUACUCUCAGUUUCUUCCUCUCUUACCUGAUCUCAUGUUAUUUUUCAACAAGCUACAGGUACAUCCCGCUUAA